Ascochyta rabiei is the source of this 2637-nucleotide messenger RNA. RefSeq names its product Non-specific serine/threonine protein kinase. Gene Ontology annotation, biological process: intracellular signal transduction; protein phosphorylation. Gene Ontology annotation, cellular component: cytoplasm. Gene Ontology annotation, molecular function: protein serine/threonine kinase activity; ATP binding. The record is from RefSeq and is a predicted model, not a curated record. The coding region runs from base 1 to 2637 and encodes 878 amino acids. The transcript is spliced from 3 exons. NCBI's taxonomy places the organism in Eukaryota, Fungi, Ascomycota, Dothideomycetes, Pleosporales, Didymellaceae.
AUGUCCCCCGCAAUCGAGAACGACGACCUCGAGGAGCUCUCCCUGAGCAUGCCGACACCGCGACGGGGAGGCGCGAGCACCACCAGGACCGUCGAUUUCCAGACCCCCGACCCCGUUCUGCCCGCGCCCUCGGUGGAGCCCAACAAGGCGCGAGACUCGAAAGCGAGCCAGCGACUGGGGCAGUACACGAUUGUGAAGACGCUGGGCGAGGGCUCCUUCGGCAAAGUGAAGCUGGCCACACAUCAGGUCAGCGGCCAGAAGGUUGCCCUGAAGAUCAUCAACCGGAAGCGACUCGUCACACGCGACAUGGCCGGCAGAAUAGAGCGCGAGAUCCAGUAUCUGCAGCUGCUGCGGCACCCUCACAUCAUCAAGCUGUACACGGUCAUAACCACACCCACCGAAAUCAUCAUGGUCCUCGAGUACGCCGGUGGAGAGCUCUUCGACUACAUUGUCAACAACGGACGCCUGCAGGAGGACAAAGCACGUAAAUUCUUCCAGCAGAUUGUGUGCGCCGUUGAGUACUGCCAUCGACAUAAGAUCGUACAUCGAGACUUGAAACCCGAGAACCUGCUCCUAGAUGACCAGUACAACGUCAAAAUCGCCGACUUUGGGCUCAGCAACAUCAUGACAGACGGAAACUUCCUCAAGACAAGCUGUGGAAGUCCAAAUUACGCCGCGCCAGAAGUCAUCUCCGGCAAGCUGUACGCUGGCCCGGAAGUCGACGUCUGGAGCUGCGGUGUGAUUCUCUAUGUUCUGCUCGUGGGACGGCUGCCCUUCGACGACGAGUACAUCCCCACACUGUUCAAGAAAAUCGCCGCAGGAAACUACAGCAUACCGAACUACCUUUCGCCAGGCGCCGUUUCGCUGAUCAAGAAGAUGCUCAUGGUCAAUCCUGUGCACCGCAUCACGAUUGGCGAGAUCCGCAUGGAUCCAUGGUUCACAAAAGACUUGCCUGCCUACCUCGAGCCACCCAUCCAGGAGUUCUUUGACACAGGUAUUGAUCCCAACAAAGCCAUAGACCCAAAGAGCGUCGCGCCCUCACAGCCUGCGCCGAUUGUGCAGAAGCUGCACGAAACGGUUGUCUCGAAGCUUGGCAAGACAAUGGGUUACGCGAAACAUGAUGUCCAGGAGGCGCUGGCGCGCGACGAGCCCAGUGCUAUCAAAGAUGCAUAUCUAAUUGUUCGCGAGAAUCAGAUCAUGAAGGCAAAUCCACUCUUAACGAACGAGCAAAACCUGCACCCAUUUCUAGCAUCGUCACCUCCUUCCGGCCACGACUAUCUGAGCCAGUCGAUACCUCAGGUUUUGGCUGGUGGCUCUCGUCCUCAGAUCAUUCCGCCUCCCUCUGCCGACCAUGAACGCGCACGCCAAGGCUCGAACGCGAGCAGCCAGCUUGCAAACGUACGCAGUCCUGUCAGCACCAUUGCCAUCCUACCCAGCAGUCUUACAGAGUACCACACUGCGUACAUGAAAGGCCAACCAAGACCAUCACCUGCUUCCCAGGGGCUGGAAGGGUCACCACUUACCGGACAGACCGAUGAGCAACGCGCCGCCAACGCUCGUCGCCUGAAGCCCAACUUCCGGACACUCCCAGAUCCACAACGGCCGAGGCCUGAGCCAAUGACAGCUCUACCAGCAAAGAAAGCGAGACCGACCAAGUGGCAAUUUGGUAUUCGCUCACGGAAUCAACCUGCUGAAGCGAUGCUUGCCAUCUUCAAAGCUCUGAAGGCUAUGGGUGCCGACUGGGAAAUUCCAGAACCACGCAAAGCUGGAGGGGGAAGCGGCUCGCGCUCUCGUAGCGGGUCUCAAGGUUCACAAGAACAACCUGAAUCACGAUCACGAACGCACUCGCAAGGCUCGUCGAUAUCAUCACACUCAUCUCAGGGCGACGCCCGCUCCGACGACGAAGACUCGCCUCACCGCAAACCCCUCACGGUGCGCAACGCCUCGUCCGACCAAGAGACCCGCGGCCGCCAAAAGCACCACUACAACCACGCAAAUGACUGGGGCUACCGCGUCCCCGAUGAUCCUUGGGUCAUCAACGCGCGCUUCCGCAAAGACGGCAUGUUCCCCCCUGGCGUCGCACAUCCCUCUUCCACACAUUCGUCACGCGUCGAUCUGCACCACGAUCCUUCGGCCCGCAGACGCAGCUCCACCACAACCAGCACGUCAAGUCACGCCGUUGACGGUAUGACCCAUGCUGACGGCUCUUACGACCUCUCCGACUACCCGCAGCCGGACGAGGCCGUGUGGAUCUACAUGUCGAUCCAACUCUACUCGAUCGACCGCGAGUUCUUUGUCGUCGACUUCAAGUGCGCGGGCUACGAGCGGCUGGUGUCGAACCUCGUGCGCGAAAUCAAAGCCAACCCGUCCGUCACCGAUUUCUCGUCCAGCCACCGUAGCAAACACCAGCAUGAAGAUGGCUGGGACGACGAGCAGGGCGUGUGGCGGCGCCUGGACGAGGGCGAGCCGCUGCCGGAGGAUCUCGCCAAGGAGCUGAGGGACGGCGGGAAAGGCGUGCUCCGCGAGAGGACCGAAGAGGUGGGUGUCGGGCGCACCGAGGGCGAGAAAGUGUGCACGAGUCCGUUUCCGUUUUUGGAUGUGGCGAGCACGCUUAUCCUGCAGUUGAGCGGGGAGUAG